This is a messenger RNA of Portunus trituberculatus (swimming crab), 1942 nucleotides long. Its product is annotated as glutamate receptor ionotropic, delta-2-like. The transcript is spliced from 6 exons. The coding region runs from base 1 to 1809 and encodes 602 amino acids. The record is from RefSeq and is a predicted model, not a curated record. NCBI's taxonomy places the organism in Eukaryota, Metazoa, Arthropoda, Malacostraca, Decapoda, Portunidae. Gene Ontology annotation, molecular function: glutamate-gated receptor activity. Gene Ontology annotation, cellular component: membrane.
AUGCAGGACCUGAUGUUUGGUCGUCACUCCUGCUGCUUGUGGUUGUUCUGCGCAGCCAUUUUAUUAUCGGCAGGCCAAGCACAAGAUGCACAGGAAGUUUUCGAAAGUCUAGUGCAGGACGCCUUUGCCGGGGACGACCUGCUACUGAUUCUCGACGGCGGCGCAAAGGACAAGCUGGACGUUAAGGCAGCAGCAAAUAGCAGUGGUAGUGUAUUAUUAUUAGCCAGCGAUAACUCAAGCUACUUUUUACAAAGGACUCCACGUCAUCUUGUUCGAGGGAGUCACUUCACUGCCUUACUGGUCUUCACUGCAAGCGUAGUUCCCUUCAUGGAGACUCUUGAUACUAAGUGGAAUCCAAAUUUUAUGUUAUUAAUGAGUCUAAAUUCCAGCGUUAAUAGUACAGCGCUUCUCGUCGAUGAGAGAUUUCAGCGAAGUCAGCACUUGGCGCUGGUGGAGCCAGACAACAGAGCACAACGCACCAGGUUUAUGGUUUACUCAAGUCUGCCUAUGAAAGGGCGAUUCGCGGUGAAAUCUUCCUUAGGGGAAUGGGGCAGAGGCAGCUUCAGAAGAAAACAAGAUUACUUUCCAGAGCGCUUUAACACCCUUCACGGAGCGGUGCUACAGCUUGGAUCCUGGUGUGAUGACUUCCCCUUCCUGUACCCUGAGCACGGCCUUUGUAAAGGCUCCAGCCUGGACAUGCUGGACUUGAUCGCUGGGCACCUCAACUUCUCGUAUGAUGUGCAGAUGGAGCCAGACGACCACAAGUGGGGGUCUUUGGAGGAAGGUCAGUGGACAGGCAUGCUGGGUGACCUGGCAUACAACAACAAAGACCUUGUCAUAAACGUGUUCCAGAUGACUCUAGAAAUAUUUGCUGAUUUUGAAGUAUCGUAUCCCUACCACGUGGAGAGCUACGUGUUCCUGCUGGCGGUGCCGGAGCCCGCGCCGCAGUGGCAAGGGCUGCUGUAUCCCUUUACGGCGACUGUGUGGCUGGCUAUCCUCGGCACCAUCACUGUCGUCACCGUGCUUCUCAAUCUGUGCCUGAAGGCUGUGCCGGACACUCAGGACGACUCACAGGUGUUCCUGCUGGUGUUGGGAGGCAUCCUGCGGCAGGGGGUGAGUCAUCGCCUAGGGUGGUGGUGGGCACGUGAGUGGGCGGGGUGGUGGUGGCUGACUGGUGUUAUUGUCACCACUGCUUACACCACCAAUCUGGUUGCUUUCCUCACCGUGCCAGUCUUCCCACGCCGCAUCGAGACCGUAGAGCAACUCGCCUCGUCAGAUCUCAGAGUGGCAAUGCAGGACUACGGCAGCUUCGUCCCUGAUGCGCUGCGGGUCUCGCCUGAUCCUGCUCUACACAAGCUGGGGACAAAUUUAGAUCUGUUCCCUUACGUGUACCUGAACUACGAGGUGGGGUUUUCGUGGGUGUCCAACAGAACCCACGCCCUGGUAGAAACGCGCUCCUAUCUGGCCUACGUGGUCUCCCUACACAACGUGAGUGGCUCCACCUACGUCAUGAAAGAGACGGUGUACCCGGGCUACCUGUGCUGGAUCCUGAGGAAGAACUGUCCCUACGCAGACCGAGUGUGGCAGGCGCUGGAGGCGCUGGUGGAGGCUGGCCUGGUGCAGUACAAGUACCGCAAGCACAUGUUGAUAUCCUCAGCCGCCCAGAACACCCACGGCAGAGUGCUGGCUGGAGAGGCGCUGCAGCUUGACCAGAUGCUGGGGGCCUUCAUGCUCACAGCCAUGGGUCUGGGCCUCGCCACGGUGGUGUUUAUUGGAGAGAAGCUUUCAUCUCGGAUCACAGAUAAGUGAGGAACCAAACAAGCAGAAACACGCGGUGAAUGCCAUGCUGUACUCUGCCGUCAGCCUCACAGCACUCCCUGAUAUGGUUUCCCGCAGCAGUACAUUGUAAAGCUAACGAUUACACUGACCCCACGAGAACAAU